AUGAAGUUCACAACAACCGUCGCCGUCAUCGCCCUCGGAGCCACCGCCAUCUCUUCGGCCCAAGCUGCCCUCUCGCCCCAAUGCACAACCUACCUCGGCGCCCUCGGCGCCCCCACCAACCCCCUCGCCAAAUGCAGAGUCUACACCACCCUCGGCUUCCCCGCCCUCACCCACGCCAACGACCACGAUACCCCCAAGCUCCAGAAGGCCAUUGCGGAUUACUGUGCCACCCCUGCCUGCACCUCCGACCAGUAUGCUGGUGUCUAUAAGGAUAUUAACACCAACUGUGCUGCUGAUAUGGUUGCUGCCAACCAGGCUGACCUUGGCACUGACAUGUACAUGUGGUACAUGUCCCCCCCACAACGCGAGGCGAUCUGUUUGCAGAGCAGCAAGAACACGACCUGCGUGAUCGACUCGAUUAACGAGAUGAUUGCCCGUGCCCAGUUCCCCAACGCCAACCCUAACGAGGACGACCUCUACGGAUACCUUCAAUACGUCACCCCCAUGCUCUCCGCCAAGGACACCAACGCCACCGCCUUCUGCACUACUUGCAACCAGCAGGUCGCCAACAUCUUCUCCAAUUAUUAUACCAAGACCCCCUCCCCUUACCUUCUGAACUUUGAUCAGAAGUUGACCAGUGACAAGUAUAAGGAUGACCUGUCGUUCCAGUACAAGAGCUCUUGCCAGGUUACCUUGGGAGCUAGCUUCAAGCCUGUUGACAGCAACACGACUGCUGCUUCGAACGGUACUAGCAGCGGCAAGAAUGAUAAGGGCAAUGCUGGUCAGGCUGCUGCUGUCAUGUCGAUGGGCGGUGUUGCUGCUGCCGUUGCUGCCGUUGCCGGUGUCCUCGCCAUGUUCUAA
Linnemannia hyalina is the source of this 861-nucleotide messenger RNA. Lineage: Eukaryota; Fungi; Mortierellomycota; Mortierellomycetes; Mortierellales; Mortierellaceae. The record is from the annotation of a GenBank genome assembly.